UAAUCAACUCGCAGCGAUAUAUUUUACAGUUACUUAUGCAAUUUUCACUCCAUUAUCAAUGAUUAUAUUUGGUUUAUUAACAAUACGAAAUAUUCGAAAACAACGACGACAAAUACAAUCAAUACAUAGCACAUCACAUCGACAACGUGAUCGCCAAAUGAUUCGUCUCAUGUUAGCACAAACAUCUGUUUUCAUACUUCUCUUAUUACCAUUAACAAUUGCAUCACUCAUAAACUCAUUUGUAUCAACAACAGUAAUAAGUCAAUCAAUGCAAAUCAGUUUAAUAAGAUUAACAUCAAUUGUCUUGUACUUCAAUAUGAUUAACAGUUUUUAUUUGAAUACAUUAACAUCAACCAUCUAUCGUAGAGAGGGAUUAAAAAUAUUAAAUGUACUGAUGAAAAGAGUAUUUAAUAGCAUGUUUAUUGAACGAUAUUAUUUACAGCAAUUAGAGCCAACAAAAACAUUUACAAUGAAAACAACCAAUUAUACUCAAUUUCACCCAACUUAG
Molecule: messenger RNA, 508 nt
Organism: Didymodactylos carnosus
Lineage: Eukaryota; Metazoa; Rotifera; Eurotatoria; Philodinida; Philodinidae
Source: the annotation of a GenBank genome assembly